Molecule: messenger RNA, 1461 nt
Organism: Camelina sativa (false flax)
Lineage: Eukaryota; Viridiplantae; Streptophyta; Magnoliopsida; Brassicales; Brassicaceae
Source: RefSeq, a predicted model, not a curated record
UUCAUGGUAUCAGAGCAAUUCAAUUCUGUGACCUAAUUUUUUUUUCAAACAGAGCCGCUGCCGCCGUUGUUACUAACCAACCGCCGCCGCCGCACGAGUCUUUCUAUCUAGUUUAUUACCGCCGCUGUUUGUCUCCGCCGCCGCACCAUGUCUAUUACUUCUCAAGAUACUUCCGCAACGGUGGUCGUUGCAUCCGCACCAUCUCCGUACCAACUCAGCUCUUCUGACAAUCCUGGUGCGUUGAUAUCCUUUGUUAUCUUACAAGAGGAUAAUUAUGCUGAGUGGGCUACGGAACUGCAGAACUCUCUCCAGGCAAAACACAAGCUUGGUUUUAUCGAUGGAUCCACUCCAAAACCGACUUCUGAACCCGAUCUCAGCAUGUGGCGUGCUGCAAAUUCCAUGAUCGUUGGAUGGAUCCGAACCUCUAUUGAUCCUAAGCUUUGUUCGACUGUCUCUUUCAUUGCCGAGGCUUCAAUCUUGUGGGAGAGUCUUCGGUCUCGGUUCUCUGUUGGUAAUGGGGUUCGCAAGCAAGUUCUCAAAGACGAGAUUGCAGAGUGCAAGCAAAACGGACAAUCGAUGUUGGAAUAUUAUGGCCGAUUGUCGAAGCUUUGGGAGGAGCUGCAACACUAUAAAACGGGUCGUGAGUGUACAUGUGCUGCUGCCCCGGAUAUUGCUAAGGAACGUGAAGAUGAUCUUGUUCACCAAUUCCUGUUCGGUCUUGAUCUUCCACGCUUCAGCAAUAUCCGUUCUACCAUCACUGGUGAAGAUCCCAAGCCCCCACUAACUCAAGUCUACUCUCGUGUGAUACGUGAAGAACAAAAUCUCAACGUUGCACGCUCCAAAGAAACAACUAAAACAGAGGCGAUUGGUUUUACGGUAAAAACAGAGGUUUCACCUCAAGCGGCUGUUGUCUCUGCUCCUCGCUUUCGUGAUCGUUCUACUCUUUCAUGUACUCACUGUCGUCGUCAAGGACACGAUGUCUCAGAAUGUUUUCAACUCCAUGGGUAUCCGGAGUGGUUCUUUGAACAAAAAGGUGGGCCUCGUUCCGACAACAGUCAACCCAAUAUUUCUGUUCAGCGUGGUGGUCGCCCAACAAGGGGUUCAGGACGAGGUCGCGGUCGUGUUAACACAGCACGUAUGGCGUCUUCUUCCGACAAUGGCAAUGAUCAAAUCACACAACUAAUCAACCUGCUCGCAGCUCAACGCUCCAAUACCUCCUCCGGAAAACUGUCUGGACUGUUUUUCGAGGACUUUGAUUGGAGCGGGUGAAGAGCGUGAGGGGGUGUACUAUUUUACGGGAGUGUUGGCGUCGCGGUCUCCCAAGUUGUCGGCUCAUCAUCUGUCAUCGAGUGCUUUGUGGCAUAGAAGGCUUGGUCAUCCUUCUCCUGGUGUUUUAGUUUCUUUAUCUGAGUGUGUUCCUUCUCCUAGCACUGCUGGAGAUAUCAAAAGUUGUGACAUUUG